Molecule: messenger RNA, 2061 nt
Organism: Pogona vitticeps (central bearded dragon)
Lineage: Eukaryota; Metazoa; Chordata; Lepidosauria; Squamata; Agamidae
Source: RefSeq, a predicted model, not a curated record
UUCUGUACCGGAGUGACUCCUGGUGGCCGAAUCAGGCCGAGCUGGAAAUGCAGGACCAAGGCCCCGAAGAAGGAUCGUUGGGUGUCCGGAAAGCUCCUCAGAUCCUCCAGGCUGUGACUGUUGGAGAGGACCUUCAGAGAAUACCCGUUGCACAGAUUAAACAGGAACCGGGCGAAGGGCCGCUUCAGCAGUGGGAAGCCCAGUGGCAGGAGUUUCUGAAGACCGUGGAGGCUCCUCUGGCACGCUGGACCGUGGGACCUUGCCUGGAGGAACCCCCAGAAGUCCCGUGGGAUGAUGUCAAGGCGUUCCUGGCCUCCUUUGAGCAAGUGGCCGCAGCCUGCCAGUGGCCCCGGGACGAGUGGGCGGCUCGACUUCGGCCGGCCCUCCGAGGGGAGCCCGAGCGGGCUUUUCGCGCCUUGGAGGGCCAGGACAGAGAGGAUUAUGGGAAAGUGAAGGCCGCCAUCCUGCAAAGAGAUGCCCUGAACCGAGAGAAGCACCGCCAGCACUUCCGGCGCUUCUGCUACCAGGAAGCCGAGGGGCCGAGAGGGGCUUACGGCCGGCUGCGGGAACUCUGCCAGGGGUGGCUGAAGGUGGAGAGGCUCACCAAGGAGCAGAUCCUGGAGCUGCUGAUCCUGGAGCAGUUCCUGGCCAUCCUUCCCCCGGAGAUCCAGCGCUGGGUACGGGAAGGUGGGCCCGAAAGCUGCACCCAGGCGGUGUCCCUGGCGGAGGAUUUCCUGUUGAGGCAGCAGGAGUCCGACCGAUGGGAGCAACAGACAUCGAUGAAGUUUGCCGAAGCAGCCACCGGCUCCAUGAAGGCAGAGCCGGCUCCGUCCUCCCCCAGAGAGAGCCAUCUGCAUAAGGAGGCUGAAGCGAAACGAAGCCAGGCGGCUGGCUUGCUGAGCGACACACAGAAAGGUAUGACCCAGUCCGAGCUGGAUGAGAGUGGGGAGAAAAUUCCGGAAUAUUCCGGGCUGAAGAAGGAUAGAGAGAACAUUCUGGAAUACUCCACGCUGGCAAAAUCAGCUGUGGUGCCCCAAAAGAGAGCAAGGGAGACCGUUUCCCAGCUCGGAGAGGAGGGACGAAGCUCAGCGGAGCAACACAGCCCCAAGAGACAACAAAACAAGUGCCCAAAGAAUGGGACCAGAAAACCCCUCCCCAGGGUGGUGACCAAGACCCUCGGUGAAUGCCUCGUAGGGCUCAACCUUCAGGAGUCGGGCACCCUACGCAAGGAGAGCAUCAGGGAGGACUCAAGGCUUUCUGAAGGGUCUGAGUAUGGAAGAAGCUCCAGUCCCAAGGACCGCCUCGUAAAGCAGCCACGAAUCCACACUCUGGAAAAAAAUCACAAAUGCACCUACUGUGGGAAAUCCGGCUGCCAGGUUUUCCAUGGGGGAUCCCACGCCGGGAAGAAACCCUUCCAGUGCUCAGCCUGCGGGAAAUGCUUCAGCCGCAACUCGCUCCUCCAUAAGCACGAACGGACCCACGGAGGGGGGAAGCCCUACACGUGCCCCACCUGCAGGAAAAGCUUUGUUUACAGCUGGAACCUCAUCAAGCACAAGAAGAAGCACACGGGGGAGAGACCCCACCAGUGUUCGGCCUGCGGGAAGGCGUUCUUCGAGCGCUCGGACCUGAUCCGACACGAAAGGAUCCACACGGGAGAGAAACCGUACCGGUGUUCCCACUGUUGGAGACGAUUCAGCCAGAAGUGGCUCCUUAUGAAACAUGAGAUAACUCACAUGGGGUAGAGACCCUGCCGGUCUAUCAAGGAUGGGCAGGCAGAAAUCAUCUUUACAUCCAAGUCUUGUUUGCCGUACUAAAAUAGACAGAUGAGAGCAUCUACUUUUAAGGGGUGGCCUGUUCAGGGUUAAAUGCUGGCCAGGGAGCAGGCUGAAGCCAAUGGUGUAGGAGGCAACCACACCAGGCCAUAUGCACCCUUUUCUCUCACCCUCUUUUCCUGCCCUCCAGUUUUGUCUCUGAACUGUUCAGUGGCUGAGGUCCCUGGCCUGCAGAACCAGAGGUUAUGAGUUCGAUUCCCCCCACUGGGCCUCUCACGAGAAGAGCCAG